Aaosphaeria arxii CBS 175.79 is the source of this 3257-nucleotide messenger RNA. RefSeq lists its product as uncharacterized. The record is from RefSeq and is a predicted model, not a curated record. The transcript is spliced from 4 exons. NCBI's taxonomy places the organism in Eukaryota, Fungi, Ascomycota, Dothideomycetes, Pleosporales. Bases 365 to 3103 code for a protein of 912 amino acids.
ACAGCCUCGAAGGAGUUCUUGCGGCCUGCCCCAGCGCAUAUCGGGCUAUACACCGAGCACACAGCAAUUCCCCAAUCUCUCCCCCACCAACCCUAUCUACCGUGCACGCUCGAUAAACCGAUAGAAGCGGCCUGUGCUUGACCGACUCACUUUCGUACUUACUCCACCAGCGUCAAUCGCUCUCCUCUCCUCUCCUCUCCUCUCCUCUCCUCCCUGGCCUUCACCAACACAACUCUUCGCUUUCCGGCGCCCCAAGCGAUCGCCUAACACAGGCAAUUUGCUUUCGCAAAUUCGCGAGGUAGACGCCUCCAGUCCAAUACCACUCUCCGAAUCUCCGGGAGCUAGACUUCACACCCGGCCAACAAUGUCAGUCCAGCGCCCGCGUACCCCGUCUGCUGCGUACGACUCAGUACCAGCUCCCCACGAUCCUACCCAUUUGAGUCGCGGUUAUGGCAAUUCAUCGCAUCUGAACGUCGACGGCAACGACUUCGCUUCAACACCUGCGAAUCCCUCUGCUCUCGAAUCCUCACCUUUGGGUCAAUCGCUCCGCACCCAGGAGUCGCAAAGGAGAGGGCGCUUCGAGGAGGAGUUUGAUGCGAAAACCCGGGGCGAAUCCAUCUUGCUAGAUGGUGACAUACCACAACGUCCGGCAUCACGAGCUUCCAAUUUCAAUCAAGGAGCUACCCCUUCGCGCAGUGGUACGCUGAAGAAAAAAUCAUCGAUCAAGCGCAGUUCUAGCUUGAAGCGUAGCGGGAGUAGGCGGAGCACAUAUGCUGGCAGCAUUCGCGGGGUUAGUGUUGAUGACGAAGAGCGUGGAUCAAGCAGACAGAACAGCGUCUUCUACACACCCGUUCCCACCACUGGCUCUCCCACCGAGAUACUUGCCAACCGUUUCCAAGCCUGGCGAAAGCUAUUGAAGGACCUCAUCACCUACUUUCGAGAGGUCGCCACGUCCUACGAGCAACGCGCCAAAGCUCUCCUCAAAGUAUCGAACGUAGUCAAUAAUACCAAUGCGCCGUCGUCUUUCCUACUUGAAGGUGGUCUGAAUGAUGCUAACCGCAUCUUGCGCGAUUUUCAUAAGCAGUCAGUCGCGGAAGCCAAUAAAGCCAGAGACAUUGAACAUGAAGUCAUAAAUCAGUUGAGUGGACUUCGCGCAGACCUAGGCCAGAAAAUAAAGGAAAUCAAGUCUUUGUCCGGUGACUUCAAGAACUCCGUGGAGAAGGAAAAGGAGACCACUCGCAAGUGUGUUGCCGCUCUUGACGAGGCCUUGUCGCUCAUAGAUUCGGAUCCGGCGGCAGUCGCCGGCAAAGGCGACCCUUACGUCGUGAAACUUGGCGUCGACCGUCAGGUUGAAAGGCAAAUUGACGAGGAAAACUAUCUGCAUAGGGCGUAUCUUAACCUCGAAAACUCUGGACGCGAGCUCGAGUCGAUAGUCGUUGGCGAAAUUCAGAAGGCGUACAAUGCUCUGGCAACAAUUCUGAAGCGAGAUGCUGAUGAAAUGUACUCGACUAUCGAGAAACUUCGAAAUGGACCUGUAGGAAUGCCGCGGGAUUUCGAGUGGAAUCAAUUUGUAACCAAAGACCCACAUUUCGUAAAUCCUAACAUACCAUUGCGAAGGAUAGAAGACAUUGAAUAUCCCGGUCGACAUCACCCUGCCACAACUGAAGUACGAGCAGGAAUGCUCGAGAGAAAGAGUAAAUAUCUGAAGAGCUACACCCCAGGCUGGUACGUCUUGUCACCUACUCACCUUCACGAGUUCAAGUCGGCGGACCGCAUCUACACGCAACCUCCGGUCAUGUCGUUGUAUCUACCGGAUCAAAAGCUCGGAUCGCAUUCUCAACCCGGAAGCACUUCGAACAAGUUCGUCCUCAAGGGACGGCAAACCGGAUCAAUGCACCGUGGGCAUACCUGGGUAUUCCGAGCCGAGACUUACGACACCAUGAUGGCCUGGUAUGACGACAUUAAGAAGUUGACAGAAGUCAGCGGCGAAGAGCGCAAUGCGUUCGUUCGGCGUCAUGCACGCAGUGUGAGCCAAGGAAGCACCCGCUCGAUCAGUAGCGACGGCCUCGAGGAGGAUGAGGCAGACGAGGUUCCCUACUCCGCGAACCAAUCGAUUGCGAACGAGGCCGUGAGGGAGGAAGCCCCGCAACGACCAUCUCCAGGUGGGCGAUUUCCAAGCGACAUUCAGCUGGACCGUGACUUACAACAACCUCUUUCGAGUAACAGCUCGGAAGUCGGUCAUGAUUUGACCGCUGCAGCGGGAGGACUACAGGGAACAUUUUCGGAAUCCGCUUACUCGAACGUACAAGACCGCACUCAACUGCAGCCUUUGCAAACCCAGGCGCCGGCCGAGAACGCCUUUGCUUAUGGGUACAAUGAGGAUCACGCAUCUCAACCCCAGCAUUUGGCAGAGAACGACAGACAAUUCCAGCAGAGUUUGCAGAGCACUUAUCCACAACAACAAUAUCCGAAUGCUGCUCCUACACAGGGACUCUAUUCUUCAAACGCAGUGGCACCCAAUCAACAGUCAGAAUACCUACCAAGCAAUAAUGCACACAAUAUGGUUCAACCAACAACCGGGCAGACGUAUCAGCCAAACCUGAACCCUAUUGAACGACACGAUAGUACAUAUGGUGAUUGGAUGGCACCUGCAGCAGGCGGGGCGGCGAUAGGGGUAGCAGGUGGCGCGGCAUACAAUUAUCAUAAUCAGCAACAUCAACAGCAACAGCAACAGCAACAGCAACAGCAACAGCAACAGCAACAAGUACAGCCAGACCCUUACUAUCAAACACAGGCUGCGCCUCUGAGCGGCGGACCCGAGGCGAAUGGGACAGCGUAUCCCAAGGCAGUUCCCGCGCCCGUUCCUGCGUCCAUUCCCUUUGCUUCUGAGCCCGAUAGUCUGGCAACCACUCCGGCGACAUCAGUGAACAAGUCUUUUUUAGACGAAGCUGAGGUGGUUCCCGUCGCUACCUCAUCGAAUGCUACCAACGGCGGGGCGAUCCCAGAGCUACGGUCAUUUCCCAAAGUCACAAGGAAUAAUACAGAUAUAAGCGUUAGUGAUUUACAUGUUCCAGGGGAAUUCCCUAGACAGUCUCGUGUAUAGGGCUGUGUAUUUGUUUCCCGCUUUGUUUUUCUAUAACUCUCUGGUCAGGAGUUGAUGUGUGGUCCUUUCAAACAUCCCUCUUUCUUUGUUUCUACCAGUAUCUAUUCUCCACGGUGUUGAAGGACGAGGAGUUGAAGGGAUACGGGGCCCGAAG